UUAGCAGACUUGAAGACAUGCUAACAUGGAUAUGGUGAAAAUUAGGAAAUGUAUCUCUUUCUAUUAUGAAAUUUGCCAACUAUUAAAACAUUAAUUUUACCGGAAAACUCUACAGUAUAUAAGUAGACCUCUAUAUGGACCAUAGGUUUAUGCUUAUCAACUUGGCUCUUGGAAAAUCAUGUCAUUUUUAAAAAAGCGCCAGUAUAAGGAGAUUCUUAAUGACCGUGAUAGCCAAAAUUCACUAUUAGAAGAUACAAGACCUCGUUCCAUAAAUAAAUCCAAUACAAUAGUACAUUCAAAGAAAGGUUCUGGAUUUUCUGCUGGAUCCAUAGUGCGGAUAAAGUUAAAUAAAUUCUUGUAAGUUAAAUUCAUUUUAAAAUUAUAAUUGUUUUUUAAAAUAAUAAUAUUUCCAAUAAUUUAUAAAUGUUAUCAUUAUUAUUUUUAAAAAUGAAUGUACCAUUUAAUUCUUACAUGUAAGUAAAAAAUUACUUCCAGUUUGCCAUGUAAGUUUCAUUGAAACUUUAAUGGUAAUUGAAUUAUUAUGUUUAAAGACCCUUGUCUGCCUAUAUGUGUGUUGGAUAAACUUAAAAAUAUAUGAUUUGCUGUAAGUUGUUACACUCACUUAUUCCUUCUUUUUGUUGCUAGUAGUGCAUAGGCCUUUCAGAAAUUCUUUCCAUUUAUCUCUGUUCUCAGCGAUUCUUUUCAGCUCAUUCCACUUUUGCAGAUUCUCUCAUUCUCUCUACCACGGUCCCUUCUCUAUGUGAAGUCACAUAAGGGAAAAAAUAAUGUGAAUGUAUCAACUAAAACUAUUACUUCUGUUUAUAAACAAAACAUAACAGUGCUAUCAAAGUGUUUAGGUUUUAAUUAUAUAUUUAUAAUUUAUCUUUCCACACAGAACAUAUGAUUCAACUGAAGUUACUCCUGGGCCUUUUUUAAAUAUUUUGAUUGGACCAAAUGGCACUGGCAAGUCUGCAGUUGUUUGUGCCAUUUGUUUGGGUUUGGCUGGAAAAACAAACUGGCUAGGUCGAGCCAGUGACCCCAAAGAUUUUAUUAGAUAUGGAGCAGAUAAAGCAACAAUUGAAAUUGAACUGUAUGUAUUCCAGUAUUAUUUGUGUUAGUGUAAAAAGUAUAUAGUAAAUGAUAAUUGCUUAGUAAUGACACAUUUUAAUCGUGGAAGAAAAAUUGUAUGUUUGUUACGUUAUUUAGUAUUGUUAAAAUAUAUCAAAAUUAUGAAUCUUUAGUAUGUUAAAAUAUAUAAAAAUGGUGAACCUUUAACUUAUCAGUUAUUUAAUAUUUCAGAUUUAAUCCAUAUGAUGAAAGUAAUUAUAAUGUCAAAAGAGAAAUUAACAAAAAGGCAUCUCAUUGGUGGAUAAAUGGAAGAACAACAACACAGAAAGCUGUAAGUUUUAAAGGAAAACUUUUGUUCUCUUAAAUUUUGUCGCUGUCAAGUGAAAUAAUCAGUACUGCUUGAAGCUUAAUUAUUGGCUUACUUCUGCUGUAAACCUGAUAAAUAUUUGGAUAUUAUUAUUUUAUCACAGAGAGAAAUUAAUUAUUCUGCCAUGAAUUUGAUAAAUUAGUGGAAAAUGUUUUCUGAUCAUUGAAAAAAUAAAUUAUUGCAGGUGGAAGAACUGGUGGCUGGUCUAAAUAUUCAAGUUGGAAAUUUAUGCCAGUUUCUACCUCAAGAGAAGGUUGCAGACUUUGCACGGAUGUCACAACAGGAAUUACUAGAAAACACAGAAAAAGCUGUAUGUUUGAACAUUUGUGGUUAUCAGAUCAUUGAUGUGUUAGUUUUUAAAUGAUUGCAUUUAGUCAGUGAUGUUAAACCUUAAAAUAACUUACUUACAUUAAUUUAAUAUUUGGUUAACCAAAUUAUUGUACAAGAGUUAACUAUUAUGAAUCCAACUGAUUGUUGACUUAAAUUCUGUUUUGUUGAUUCUGUUUGAUCUCCAUUUAUAAUAAAUUUUCAUUUGACGAAUUUCUAAAUAUUUCUAAAUAUUUCAAAAGGUUGGUAAGGCUAACUUAUAUGAAAAUCACCAAAAGCUAAAGGGAGCUCGAGAAGAGGCCAGGUUUCUAGAACAAGAUGUCGGCAAGCUUCGGACUGAGUUGGAUCAGGAAAAACAGAAAAAUGCCAGGCUGGAAGAAGAUGUCAAAUCUUUCCAUGAUAGAAAAAAUUUCUUACAGAAAGUUGGAGUUCUCAAAAUGAAAAAGCCUUGGUUGGUGAGUAUUAGAUUUUAUUUUGUCCACUUGACUUAAACCUCAAAGUUCCAGUUUUGGAAAUCACAUAUGGCUUUCAAAUGAUACUUGUAUUUUGCAUUAAUUUUUUUUCAGCUGAAUUAAAUACACUUUAAAUGGAAACAUUAACCAUAAUGUUUUGAAAAGGUUAAUAUUAGUUUAUUCCUGACUAAGUCUCAUUCAAAUGUUUAGAUCAGUGGUUCUCAAAUAUGUUCUGGCUACAUCUCCCUUGGUGCUAUUAUUCACACCUAGGGCCAAUUAUAAGCAUUUUUGGAAUAGUUGUCAACACAAUCCUCUAAGGUAGUUAGCCAAAAAAUAAAAUGAAGUAUUUAUAAUUAAAAGUUUAAGCAGAAUAACAAUUUAGCUUUGUUAAUCAAGUGAUACCCGCAGUGUAAGAAAUUAGAAUAAUUAUUGAGCAAGAUUUUUAGAUAUUACACUUUUUAAUUGAACUUUUAAGUGAUAAAUUAUUCGCUUUGCUAUGCGUGGCCUUGGUGAAUAGUUAUUAUGUUUUAAUGUCUGGUUUUGUAGAAUCACCAUUUUUAGAAAUGUGGAGUUUAUUGCUUUUGCAUUGGAUUAAAGUUGGACCAUAACAAAUACAUUGCUAAAAAUGCAACAAGGAGGACGGUAACAACAUUUGUAAGGUUUAUAUAACAAUAUGAAAUUUUUCAUCUUUGUCCAAACGCUCUUUAAAAUUUCUUAAACUUUGACAUUAGUUUAAAAUUCUGGACACCAACUGCCUUAGUAUUUGAAAAUGGAUUUAUACCCCAUUUGGAAUUUCAGUAAAAAUAAUUGUUUAGACAUACAGUAGAGCAUCAAUUUUUUCAAACGCAGCGUUUACGAAGCGUUGGUUAUCCGAACUGCAACUAUCUUUAUUAAUUCUUAUUAUUGACAGUGCACAUGUCAUGGAUCAGUACACAAUUCACAUGUCAUGGAUCAGUACUCAAUUCACAUGUCAUGGAUCCGUAAACAAGGCACAUGUCAUGGAUCAACUGCAUACAAACACUGGAAAACAAUUCCGACCCCUUUCGAACAGUGUUUUUAGACUGGGUUAAUGCGAUCUGCAACUUGUAACUUACUGGUAAUAUAGAUUGCAUAAUAAAUGCCUUAAAAAAAGUGACCUCGGAUAUUAUUCUAAGUGCCAGUCAACUAUUUUUGGAAAAGACCUGGCAGAAGAAAAAAUCCAGUCCUCCUGGUUUUUGACGUUAAUCAGCUGACUCUGAUACACCGUGCUGUAUGGUUAAUAGUACGCUGCAAUAGUGACUACAAUAAAGCACCAUACAUGUAAAACUACCAGGUGAAAAUAUAUUUUAUUCUAAGCACCAACUGCUUUAGUGCAACAUCUCAGUGGGAGUAUUUGCUUAUCCUAAUUUGCUUAAAUCCUGAAAAACAACAAUCCCAAUUAGUGCGUAAAAUUGCUGCUCUACUAUAUCUUGAUGUGGCAUAUCAGAGAGGUAUCGAAACAGUAACCACAAAUAAAUUCAACUGAAAACCUCCCAUUAACAAUCAAUGAUAUUUUCACCACGAGACUAGUCAGACUUAACUAUUUCUGCAUCCGCUGAAUGUGUGUAAAAUCUUUAUAUUUUGCUCAACAUGUCCCACCACUCAAACACUGUCAACUUUGAAAACCACUGGCCUAGAUUUCCAGUUUUUGACAAUUUAUAUGUGUUCUAGUUUCGUAUGAUCAUAUUCUACUUUAGUUUUCAUAUAAUGAUUUUAUUUGUUUGUUCCCUUCUAUUUCAACUACAGUUGUAUUUCAUUUCACGUUAUAAAGGGUAUUAAUGGUGGUAUUUAUUAUUUAGAAUACAUAAAUUUAGUAUGACAUAACUUAUUAACUAUCAUUUUCAAAGCAUAUUUUCUUUAUUCAACAGGAAUACCAAGUCUUAAAGGAUCAGUUUGAACGAGGAAAAUCAGAAAGAGAUAAAAAAACAGAAGCAUUAAAGCAAGAGAAAAAACACUUGCUCCCUCUAGAGAAGAAAUUUGAGACCCUCAAAGUGGAAAAAGAUAAACUGGAAAAAGAUACAAGAGAAAUGGUAAGAAUUUUAGAUAUUUAACCCUGAUAAAUUACAUUUGUAAAAGUCAACUGCAAAAAAAUUAAUUCUUACCUUUUUGGUGGCUUGACAAUUAAUGCUUUAUCUCUUUUAAAUCAGGGUACUGCCAUGAUGUUUUAAUGUGGUUCAAGACCUUAAAAAGUUAGAUAACUGGAACAUUCUCAAUUUAAAAAUAGUACUUUAUUCUUCAUUAACCACACUAAAACUUCUCAGAAAAUAUAUCAUCUGUUUUUUUAUAACAGAUUGGUUAACUCUAUUUUAUAUACAUUUCACCUUUCUGAUUCAUAUUUCCUGAAUUAUAUUUAAUUUAUGUAAAUUCAACUGGUGUAGUUAAAAAAAAAAAUAAGUUUAAAGAUAUUUUUAAACACCUAACAUAUAAAUGAAGUUUCAUGAAACCAUAACAAAUAAGGCUUAAAAUAAUUUAUAAAAACCUGUCAUAAAUAUUAAAUUCUUCCAUCCAUGUAAAAUAUUUUAUUUUUUCAGUCGCAAAAGAUCCGGUCAAAAGCAAAAGAUUUAGCAGAACAAAGUCAGACAAUGAAUAAUAAAACAGAAAAGGUAAAUUUAUCUUUUUGAGCAAUAAAAUAUUUAAAAAACUGCACAUCUUCUAAAAAUAAAUCAUUCUACUUCUAUCAUAUUUUUGGAUAAUAAAUGUGUUUAUUAAAUUCCCAAUUUAAUUCCUUAAAAAAAUGUACAUUUUAUGCUCUAGGAAGUUUCAAAUAAAUAGUUAUUAAUAAAAAGCAAAUGACAAAAAAAAUUAAUAUGUGAUUUAUUCCUUUGUAACACUGAUAUUAAUAUUUUUAUAUCUGUAUUUCAGAUAGAUGAGGCACAAAAUGAUUUUGAUUUAAAGUUAAAAGAUGAAGAAGCAAGAAAGAAAAAGUAAUUAACACUCUUCUCUUAUGAAAUAUUAUUUUUAAAGGCUGUAAUGCCAUUAAAUUGAUUACCAUUAAUAUAACUUACAUUAGUUUUUCUUUAGUUUACUUAUGAAAUUUGGUUUUGUUAUAGACUUAAUGAUCUUCAAGAACAACUGAAAGCCCUUGAAUUGGGCUUGGCACAGAUGGACGGCACUGAUGCUCUCAAAAUAGCUGUCAGUAAUUAUUCUCGUCAUGUUUGUUGGAUUAAAUUGAUGCUGUCAUGUUACAUUGCGACUCACCAAGCUACACAAUUAAAAUAAAACAUUACAUGGUGGUCCAAUAAUGUUUUCUAUCUUUCUUUGAGUUUUUAAAGCGUUUUUCUAAAACCAGAAUUAACUUUCAAUCCUUUGUCUCAAUUAUUUAACUUAAAAAAAUUCUACCAUUUAAAAAACACAUCAACAUUAUCAAACACAUGAUAAUUUUUUCCAUACAUCUGCAUGAUGUCAGUUUUAUGGACUUCAUAAGAUAACAUUUGAAUUUUAUGUUAAUGUAAUCCAUCUUUUAAAAAAUCCAUUAAUUAGCAUACUUUAAUGAUUUGCUUAUCACCACCAUUCUUUUUGUAACUUAAUUUCAUCUCCAGAAAAACAUAGAAAAGGUAAAUGAGGACAUAAGAAAUGUCAGUGUUGAAAUUACAUCAGUGCAGACACACGGCCAAACUUUAUAUGCUGAGAUUAAUGCAAUAAAAGCUGAGAUUAGAGGUACUGAAUUAUUAAGCAUCAAGCACCACAAAAAAAAACAAAAAACAGCAAGUUUUUAAUCUUAUUUUUACAUAAUUAAAGAAAAUAUUAAAAAUGUUUCUUAAGUUACAUUCACUAUGUUUUAAUUGUUUAAAUUAAAAACCAACACUUUUAAUUUGCACUGACGUUAAAGACUAGGAUAGAAAUGCUGGAAUUAAUUAUAAGUAAAUACCAUAUGUUGAUCCAAUUUUUAAUUUCUCUCUUUCAUUAGAAAGUGAUAAUCAGCUGUGUAAAAUUCAAGAUGUUAACAACAGACGGCUCGGGACUCUUCGUGCCUUACAUGCUAAUACUCAUGAAGCGGUUUUGUGGCUCCGAGCAAAUAAGUCAUUGUUUAAACACACAAUCCAUGAACCUAUGAUAAUAAGUGUAAGUAUUCUAACCUUUUUCUUAAACUUAGUUCAAAGCUUUAGGAAGCGUCACUCAGUCACAUCUUGCAUCUAUUUUUGUUCACAAUUAUUUUUUAAAGGAAAAAACAUUCGAUUUAAUUAUUUUAAAAAUAAAUUGUAAGCUUCUAUUAUUUGUAAUCAAGUUAAAAUAUUUGAACUGAAAUAGGCUGCAGUAUCAUAUCUUCAAAUAAGUUAUGAACAUUAUUGUCAUGGUGUGAUGAACAACUGAUGGCACCCAUUUUUGAGAGAAUAAAAUUGAUUUAAUACUAUUUCUUUAGUUGAAUGUGAUGAAACCAGAGGAUGCCAGUCUGGUAGAGUCUCACAUUUCUUUCAAUGACCUGAGAUCUUUUGUCUGUGAGGACCCAGAGGAUUUGGAUCUGUUCAUGAAGGAAGUAAAAACCAAGCUUAAACUGAAUAUCAAUGCCGUGAGGGCCCCAGCACAGCCUAUCAGCUUCUUUCAACCAAGAUAUCCUAUAAGCCAUUAUAAGUAAGAGAGAAAUCUUAAUUUCAAUAAAUAUUUUUAAAUUACAGAAAUGUCUGACUAAAGCCAAAGUGAAUGUUUCCCCUCUCCCACACACCUUACCCGCAGCCUCUGUUGUUCCCUGCCUAGGCCAUGUGUGGCAUGCAUCACAUAGUUUUAUACAUAUAAAUUUGUACGGUACCAACUUGUUUUAAGAUGUUCAUAAUGAGAACAUGAAGACUAUGAAUACUUUCUGCUGUUACAUCUGCAAGUUAGGACCAUGGCUAACUGCUAGACUUCAUAAUGCCAUCACUUUUGUUCUUAUAAGAAUAUAAUAACUAAAUCAUUUUAAAAAUAUACCGGUCAUAACUUUUUUUUUUAUAUCAUUGUUAUAAAAUGUUGUUCUUACCUCCAAAACAAAAACUUUGUAUUUUUGUAGAUUUGCUAUGACAAAAUAAAUUUCCUUAAAUAAUUUUAGCAAAUUUAAGAAUUAUAUAUAUAAUAUCUUGAACUGUUACAUACCUGCAGCACUUAAUAUAAUUAUAUAUGAUUAAUGGAUAUGUAAACCCUCAUACGUUAGUAGAAUUUGAAUAUAUUUGAUAUCAAAUAGACUUCACAUUCUUUUUUCUUAGCAAGUAUGGAUUUGAGAGGUAUAUGCAAAGUUUGUUUACCUGCCCUGAUGCUGUGAUGAGUUAUCUUUGUCUGAUGUACCAGGUUCAUUCAAUUCCCAUUGGUUCUGAUGCUAUUAAACAAAACACAGAGCGUAUUAUAGCCGAGUGUUCAGAGUUAAAUAGAUUCUAUGCUCCAAAUGUACAG
Molecule: messenger RNA, 7590 nt
Organism: Lymnaea stagnalis (great pond snail)
Lineage: Eukaryota; Metazoa; Mollusca; Gastropoda; Lymnaeidae
Source: the annotation of a GenBank genome assembly